Parnassius mnemosyne (clouded apollo) is the source of this 915-nucleotide messenger RNA. Lineage: Eukaryota; Metazoa; Arthropoda; Insecta; Lepidoptera; Papilionidae. The record is from the annotation of a GenBank genome assembly.
AUGGGUCGUAAGAUACCCGCUAAGAAGCAUAGAGGUGUCAAAGAUCCACUCGUUCAACAAGCAAGACGUUUACAAGACUUAAAAACAAAAAUAAAUGCACCGCCUAAAGAUCCAGAUGAGCAGCCAGUGCCGCGGUCAUUGACUCGCUUAUUCGCUUUCCAGGAUCGAAACAAAUCAAAAGAUGCAAAAAAUAAAAUAAAGCGAUAUAGUAGAAAAGACAGUGAUAGCGUGAGCUCGUACCGUGAUAAUCCAAUUGCCAAAUUACAGAAACUGCCAGGUGAAUCAGGACGAGGAUUCUCCUUACGAAUUAAUAGUGCAAUAAAAGCUCUUCACAAUCCAGCACUGGAAGAAGAUUACCCUCAAGAUAUUGAUGCAGAAGAUGUAAAAGGAGAGCAGAUGGCUUUACAACGAGCCAGACGCAAAAAGAAACAAAAGAAAAUGGUUGCAACGGACAACGGUGAGGAAGCCACACCAAAAUUAAGUCGUGCACAGAAACUAGCUCUAAAGAGAAAAGCCAAGAGGGACAAAGCUUUGGAGGAGCGCGAAGGUGGCGGUGAGGUUCGGUACGAGCGCGUGGCGUUCGGCGAGGUGGCGCACGCGCCGCCGCCGCUGCCCGUGAAGCCGCGCCGCGCGCGCAACGAGCUGGGCGCGCCGAGGCCGGGCCGGAGGGAUCUGUUGCUGAGCGCCAUACUCGCAGGCAAGAACAGCGAGAACAGCAAAAACAGCAAGAACAGCAAGAUCAUGGAAACCGUUACAAAGAAAGGAAAGAUUAAGAAAAGCAAGAAGGAAAAGUUGCCAGCAGUGGAGUUGGAACGUCGUGAGCGUGUCCGUCUUGAUGCGGUCGCCGCCUACCGCGCGCUGAAGAAACAGAAGAUGCCUCUCCGCACGAACACACACGUCAACCUCCUCACCUGA